Messenger RNA from Chanos chanos (milkfish), 2630 nucleotides. RefSeq names its product CDC-like kinase 2a (gene clk2a). The transcript has 13 exons. Lineage: Eukaryota; Metazoa; Chordata; Actinopteri; Gonorynchiformes; Chanidae. Gene Ontology annotation, cellular component: nucleus. Gene Ontology annotation, biological process: peptidyl-tyrosine phosphorylation; regulation of RNA splicing. The record is from RefSeq and is a predicted model, not a curated record. Bases 80 to 1663 code for a protein of 527 amino acids. Gene Ontology annotation, molecular function: ATP binding; protein serine/threonine kinase activity; protein tyrosine kinase activity.
GAGAGAGAGAGACCGAGAGCUAACGGCGAGACGUAAACACCAGUUUGUGUCGGAUACGCACGCAGUCUUCGCAGCUUAAAUGAUGCCUCAUUCGCGACGGCGUCUGUCCUCUGAACGCGCCAGCCAGAGCGGCUACAGAGAUCAUUUCCGAGACUGGGACAGAGAGAGGGAGCGAGUGCGGAGGCAACGCCGCCGGCGGACCCCCACCUUCUCUACCAGCAAUGAGCGAGAGAGGAGGGGAAGGCACAGACAGGAGGGAGGAUAUGCACGCUCACGGAGCUACGACAAUCGUUCUUCAGACCGCAAGCAAUACAGCAGACGACACUGUGAGGGAUACGGGCGCGUGACCGGCGACCGCGGCCGCGUCAGGGAGCACGGCACGCCAGACGACUACUGCUCGCGCGACUUCUCGACCGCCGACUUCGACUACGGCUACAGCUACCGUCGGGAGCGGGAGCGGGAGGGGGAGGAGUCUCGGCGUCGGAAAGGCAGCAGGCGUAAGCACAAACGAAGGCGGCGUAGAACCAGAACCUUUAGUCCGUCCUCCUCGCGGAGCAACAGCGGGACACGGGUGGCGUGCGUGAAGGACGACGAGGAAGGUCACCUGAUCUGUCGGAGUGGCGACGUCCUACAAGAGAGAUAUGAGGUUGUUGGAACUCUGGGAGAAGGCACCUUCGGCAGGGUGAUGGAAUGCAUAGACCACCGCAGGGGCGGAGUCCAUGUCGCUCUGAAAAUCAUAAAAAACGUGGAGAAGUACAAGGAGGCAGCGCGAUUGGAAAUCAACGUUUUGGAGAAAAUCAACGAGAAGGACCCGCAGAACAAGAAUCUCUGUGUUCAGAUGUACGACUGGUUCGAUUACCACGGUCACAUGUGCCUCAGUUUUGAGCUGCUAGCUCUCAGUACGUUUGACUUCCUCAAGGAGAACAAUUACACGCCCUACCCCGUCGCUCAGGUACGGCACAUGGCCUACCAGAUCUGCCUCGCCGUCAAGUUCCUGCACGACAACAAACUGACUCAUACCGACCUGAAGCCGGAGAACAUCCUGUUUGUCAACUCGGAUUUCACCGUCACCUACAACGCAGAGAAGAAGCAGAAUGAGCAUACGGUGAAGAACACUGCGGUGAGGGUUGUAGAUUUCGGCAGUGCCACAUUCGACCACGAGCACCACAGCACCAUCGUCUCCACCCGACACUAUCGCGCCCCCGAAGUCAUUCUGGAGCUGGGCUGGAGCCAGCCGUGUGAUGUGUGGAGUAUUGGAUGCAUUCUCUUUGAGUAUUACCUUGGCUAUACGCUCUUUCAGACUCAUGAUAACAGAGAGCACUUGGCCAUGAUGGAGAGAAUACUGGGGCCUGUGCCCUCCAGAAUGAUCCGCAAGACCAGGAAACAAAAGUAUUUUUAUCAUGGGCAUUUGGACUGGGAGGAAAACUCCUCAGCAGGCAAAUACGUCAAAGAGAACUGCAAACCCCUACGGCGGUAUGUGUUGUGUGAAGCUGAGGAACAUCACCAGUUGUUUGACCUGAUAGAGGCCAUGUUGGAGUACGAGCCGUCGAAACGUUUGACUCUGGCGGCCGCCCUCAGACACCCCUUCUUCCGCGCCGCGUUCGUCCCCGACGACCAGGCCGCCGACAAGACCUGGGAGGGAAGUCGCGACAUCAGCCGAUGACGGGACUGACCUCGGAAACAUCCAGAACCUUCCGCGGCUGACAUGGUGCUAUAGGGUGAACAAAGACAAAAAAAAAAAAAAAACGGACUUAUGACUGAUUUUUACUGUGUGAAAACAACAAGUUUUGUGUUGUCUCUGCUUGGACUCGUUGAUGGAGCCUUGUAAGAAAUGGCGUGUGUAUGAGUCAGAGGGUCACAUGACCAGCAUGAGCCGCAGAAUUCUGAUAAUCCGUUCUGAUAAUCUGACCCGUUGGUUCCACUGCAGAACUCUCAUCCACAUCGCUGUGGCCUCCAGCUUCAUGUAGCGCGAAGAACACGCAGAACUCUACGUUCUCCGCUGUUCCCAAAGAAGAACGAAGACCAAAAGUGUGAGAGGAGAAAAGCCAGGAAUUGUAGCAGGACUUUAUGAGUCUAAACGUGUCCCAAAGAGGCCUGUGGAAUGCUCUGGAAAACAGGCCUGGUGUUGACAGAGGGAUGGGACCGUGGAGACGGUCAGAAGACCCAAUCAGCUGUCAGGGGUGACCUCUGCCGUGUUUUUUGAUUGGACGACGGGAAAUGAAAUAAGCUUGACGCCUAGUACUGAACAUCCUGCCGCACACCCCACUCACUGAACCCCCAGACACCCGUUUGACACAAAUCUACAAACUGCCCCACACGCUGACACUCUUCUGUUUAAACAACUUUCUCUGGGCAGGCCGGCAACUUGGGUUUCAACUUUAAACACUGGCGUUUAUGAUGUGUGGUGAAACACACCCACACAGAUUACUGAACACCUGUUUGUGUUCUAAAUGUUACAAGUUUUUUUGUUAUUGUUGUUGUUUAUUUGUUUUUUUUUGUUUGCUUGUUUUCUUUUGGUUGUUUUUUUAUGAAUCGGGUUCUUUAAGUGAAUGACACAGACUGAGUUCUUAUGCCUCUGUAACACAGAACAAGGCAACAGAGUGAAUUUGGUCAAACCUUACUGGAUAUUA